AAACUGAAUAAACUAGCAGCGCCCAAUCCAUCAAUGGCUGAAGAAGGGAAACCAGAUGCUCAGCUCUUUCAGCUCCUCUCGCAUCUCCUUCAAGAGGUAGAAUCAUUAACCAAUGAAAAAGAAGUUGAAUUGCGUGCAAAAAUUGAAGCACUUGGAUUGGAGGUUAGCAAAGUGCCAUCAAAACCAUCUGAGCAUCUUGAUGAGCUGGAAAUAGCCAAGGAGUUGGACAAAUUAUCAGCAAAGUUGGAUGAUGUAGAUGAGAUGAUAUCCUCAACAAUGGCUUUAGACCCGCAGGUGCGAUCUCUUUUGAGUAGUACUGCCGAUGAAUGGAUGCCGGUCAUAACAGCUACUUCUGAUGAAAGGCGUACUUUUACAGUGCCUGUUGAAGAUGGUAACUGUGGAAACCGAGGGAAGAAUCCUGACUGAUGUUUGCACUCUUGUUUCACUUUCUUGUGUUCCUUUCUUUCUUUCUUUUUUUCUAAAUAAAUAAUUUGUAUAUUUUCUUUCCCUUUACUGUCACUUAUCUCC
Molecule: messenger RNA, 528 nt
Organism: Telopea speciosissima
Lineage: Eukaryota; Viridiplantae; Streptophyta; Magnoliopsida; Proteales; Proteaceae
Exons: 3
Coding region: 34-426 (130 amino acids)
Source: RefSeq, a predicted model, not a curated record